ACAAGCCAAGUACUUAUAGAGAAAAUAAAUGUUAGGUAUACUUUUAUAGUUUGAUACGUCAUGAAUUUUGUUCAAGGGAAUGUAAAAAAACACAUACUUUAAGCCAGAUUUUUUCGUCUUCACGUAAUACGGUCAUUCAAAAAAGUAAAUAAAUCUCAGAUAUAUAUCGUACAGGUUUGAUAUCUCAUGAUUUGUCUUUGUUCGGGGAAAUUCGGGAUUUAACUUUCUCUUCUCGGUUUAAAAUGAAGUCUUAUAAGGUAACGGAAGGAAAUCACAGGAGUAUGGAUUCAACUGGUUUUGCAUCGCCUCUUGGAAGAAACCCAAGUAACUGUGAAAAAGAAAUUAUUAGUAACAAUAAAAAUGACUCGAAAAUUGUCAAGUUCACAGAUAUUCUUACUGACUUUUUUCGGGAAAAUAAACAACGAUUCAAAACAGUGAGAAAUGUUUUCUUCUUGGUCCUUUACCUCGCUUACUAUGGCUACGCGAUGUAUUGCAAUUUUGGAGAUGAGCCUUCUAUUCGUCUGACAGUGUUCACGGUAUUUGGACUUUUGUGCAUAAGCUGGAAGCAACUGAGAAAUUUCGAGUGUUUCAGGACGGCAUGGAAAUCAUUUUGUAGAAAGGUGUACGCACUCUAUUCAGUUGGCAAACGACCGAAAAUUAUCCAGGGGGGUCUCUACUUUGUCUGGAGUGCUUUAUUUCUAGUUUAUGUCAUAGUUAAUGUCGCUUUGAAAGAUUCGAGGACUUUUAUUUCGCUGGUUGGCUUUGUUGUAUUCAUACUUCUUAUGAUCCUACUUUCCAACAACCGUAGAAGGAUAAACUGGCACUGUGUAUUCUAUGGUACAGUCCUGCAAUGCCUGUUUGGACUUUUCGUAUUAAAAACUACAGCAGGAACGACAACUCUGAUGUGGUUCUCAGAUCGUUUGAUAGAAUUCAUAAGCUAUUCGGAUGUGGGCUCUGCGUUUGUUUUUGGGCAGAAAUAUUUGGAUCAUGUAUUCGCAAUGAAGGUAAUUCCUGGCAUUAUCGUGUUUGUUGCUGUUAUUCAAGUGCUUAUAUAUCUUGGAGCAGUUCAGUUUAUUGUGAAGCUCGUAGGUACUCCAUUGGCGUUUAUACUUGACGUGUCUGCACCUGAGGCAAUGAAUGCUUUUGCAAAUAUUUUUCUUAGCGGGGCAGAGUCAAGUGCAACGAUUUAUGAGUAUCUCUUCACGAUGCCAACAUCCAGGCUUUUUGCUGUUUGUGUGGGUGGUCUUGCUUCGUGUGCAGGUUCAAACUUAAUACAGUAUAUGUCGUUCGGAGUGCCGCUAAAAUACUUGUUGGCUGCGUCGGCUAUGUCAGCACCUGCAGCAUUAGUAUGUGCUAAAAUCGUUUACCCCGAUACUGGGGAAGAAGACCUCGAAGAAAAUAGUACAGAAAUAGCACUGGUUACGACAGAAAGAAACACAUUCAGUGCGGCUGUUAUAUCAGAUGAAGGUCCGAAAGAAAUAUUUUCAAAUCACAUUACAGAACAAAGCCCCGAAUAUAUCAAGGAAGCUGUAUUAUUCAAUGAAAUGGAGGACAAGAAUAGACAAUCUGAAAAGGAAAAUGGGAUGGAAGGAAAACAAAGAUUUGUUGCACCGAAAAGUGUAGGUGAAGCACUAGUGGUUGGUACCACAACUGGACUUAAACUCGCAGCAAGUAUAAUAGGGUUACUGAUUGUUAGCUUCGCUGUCAUAGAAAUGCUGAAUAAAACUGUGGAAUGGUUUGGAGACAGAGUCAACAUUCACAUUACAUUAAAUCAAAUUUUGUCUUAUCUGUUUUACCCAUUCGUGUAUAUUAUGGGAGUUGAAAGUGAAGACUGCCUACGAGCUGGUGUAUUCCUCGGGCUUCGCACAUUAUCGGGUCCUGGGAUUUCGUACAUUUACCUCGGACGGGUUAUCUACAAUCGACAGCGUUUAGACGCUUAUACAGCGGCGUUUAAUGAAACAUUUACAUAUGACAGGACAAGCGAUAUUUUCCUUCCGAACUGGAACAUGACGUUGACUGGAGGCACUUUCUCGGAGAGGUCAGAGGUGAUAGUGACGUACGCUUUGUGUGGUUUUGCAUCAAUGCCGACAAUUGCGAUUAUGUUCGGUCUGCUUACAGCAUUUAUCCCACACCGACUUCCGGAGGUAACCAAGCUCUGGUUUAGAUUACUUGUGACUGGAACAGUGGCUAGUUAUCUUACUGCUUGUGUAGCAGGUUUAUUGUCAUAGACGGUAUGAUGUCUACACAAGGAAGACCUCUAUAUGUUUCAAUAUGUACUGUUAAAACACCCUAGGUGUAGCUACAUAUUACAAGAACAGGUUGUGUAAAAAAAUAUCUAGAAGAAAAGAAACAUUUUACGCUCAAAGAGUCUGUAGCAUUAAUUUUUAAUAAGUUAAUAUAGUAGUUUUAUUCUAAUAAGAGCUCGUCGAACACGAAAUGCCCCCCUUGAUGCAUUUAGUAAUUGCACAAGGAACAGAAAUUAUAUGCUCACUGUAAACAAAAGUUCUACCAUUCUGGUUUAAUCUGACCUUGACCUUUAUCCUAACAAGAGAUUACAAAAGCUGUGGCUUGAGAAAUGUGAAAGUAGGUCACUAGAUCAAUAUCAAGGUCAAAGUUCAAUUCAGUAGACAGAAAUAUGCAUGUGCUUCAAAUUGGAGGCUGUACCUUGAGAAAUGUGAAAGUAGGUAGUAGGUAAAAAUCAAUGUCAAGUUUGAAUUCAGAACACAAAAAUAUGCAUGUGGUCCAAAUUUGAAGCCUGUACCUUCAAAAAUGUGAAAGUAGGUCACUAGGUCAAUUUCAAGGUCAAAAUGAUUUUUGGUACACAAAACUAUGCAUGUGGUCCAAAUUUGAAGGCUGUAGCUUGAGAAAUGUGAAAGUAGGUCACUAGGUCAAAAUCAAGGUCAAAUUUCAUUUCGGAACACAAAACUAUGCAUGUGGUCCAAAUUUGAAGCCUGUACCUUCAAAAAUGUGAAAGUAGGUCACUAGGUCAAUGUCAAGGUCAAAAAUUUUUUCGGUGCACAAAACUAUGCAUGUGGUCCAAAUUUGAAGGCUGUAGCUACAGAAAUGUGAAAGUAGGUCACUAGGUCAAGUUCAAGGUCAACUCAUGUCAAGGUUCAUCUUGCCACUCAAAACCAUACAUGUGGUCAAAAUUUAAAUGUUGUAGGUUAUUGACAAGAAGAUUUUAAAAGCUUUUCCCGAUAGAAGUCUAUAUAAACCAUGUGACCCCCAGGGUGGGGCCAUAUUUGACCCUAGGGGAAUAAUUUGAACAAACUUGGUAGAGAAUCACUAGAUGAUGCUACAUUACAAAUAUCAAAGCCCUAGUCUUUGUAGUUUGAAAAAGAUUUUCAAAGUUUUUCCCUAUAUAAGUCUAUAUAAACCAUGUGACCCCCGGGGCGGGGCCAUAUUAGACCCCAGGGCAAUAAUUUGAAUCAUCUUGGAAGAGGACCACUAGAUGAUGCUUCAUACUAAAUAUCAAAGCCACAGGCUCUGUGGUUUUAGACCAGAAGAUAACAAACCAUUUUAACUGUUCCUGGCCAAUGUGACCUUGACCUUUGACCUAAUGACCUCAAAAUCAAUAGGGGUCAUCUGCUGAUCAUGACCAACCUAACUGUCAAUUUUCCUGAAACUAGGCCCAAGCGUUCUUGAGUUAUUGCCCGGAAACCAUUUUACUGUUCCUGGUCAAUGUGACCUUGACCUUUGACAUACUGACCUCAAAAUCAAUAGGGAUCAUCUGCUGGUCAUGACCAAUUUCCCUAUCAACUUUUGUGACCCUAGGCCUAUGCGUUCUUGAGUUAUCAUGCGGAAACCGUGUAACUGUUCAGGGUCACUGUGACCUUGACCUUUAACAUAUUGACCUCAAAAUCAAUAGAGGUCACCUGCUUGUCAUGACCAACCUCCUUAUCAACUUUCAUGAUCCUAGGCCCAAGCGUUCUUGAGUUAUCAUCCGGAAACUGUUUUACUAUUCAGGGUCACUGUGACCUUGACCUUUGACAUACAGACCUCAAAAUCAAUAGGGUCAUCUGCUGGUGAUGACCAACCUCCCUAUCAACUUUCAUGAUCCUAGGCCCAAGCGUUCUUGAGUUAUCAUCCGGAAACGGAUUGGUCUACAUUCCGACCGACCGACCGACCGACCGACAUCUGCAAAACAAUAUACCCCACCUUCUUCGAAGGGGAGCAUAAUAACCAAGUAUACAGUGUUGUAAUUAUGUUCGAGACGACUAUCAAGAAUGUUGAAGUAUGUAUGAAGUAUGUAUGGAAAUUUUACAAAAGGAAAAUAGAGAAAAAGAUGCUUUUCCUAUUUCCUAUAGGACUGUAAUGUUUAACCACAGACUGAAAUUAAUUAGCUGAGACUAUAAAGUAGACAUUGAUAUACAUAAAUCUGAUACUUAUAAUUGUUUGUUCAGCAAAACGAACCUAUCGGACAACGUUUUCUUAUUUUGAUGUGUUCAAUUUGGUAGAUCACAUAUAUUUGUACUUUUUUUUAAAAUGCGUUAUUUCAGGUUUGGUGUAUAAAUGAGAAAAUAUUUUUUUGCAUGAAAAGAUGUAGCAAACAUCUUUCUCAUAAACAUUUUUAUUGUUAUAUACUAGUUUCACUGUAUGUACAUAUACUGUGAAAUAAUGGUCAACGCAUUCUCCAAGAAAACUGGAGGUCAAACGUACGAAUUCUACUGGAUGUCCCGCAGGCUAGUUCAAGAAUAGUUAUCCUGGUUUUUGCAUGACAUUAGAACGAAAGGACAAGUGUGCUUGUAAUCCAAAACAUAGCUGGUCCAGUUAAAAAGAGAGACACUAAUAAAAACACAUAUUUACCCUUUAAUCAUUAUACUAAUUUUAUAUUUUGAAUGUAAUUGGCUUUAUUUGUACAAUACAAUAGAAUAUGUAGUACAAUUCAGGCGUGUAUAUAAAGCAACAUCUUAUUCGGGUAAGUUGACUUUUUGUGGCAUGUGCACACUUAUUUGUAAUGCUAGGCGCUUUGUCGUAAUUUGUUUGGUAUAUUGUGUUGGUGGUUAGUUCGUAUAAAUUCUAUCUUGUAUAAAAUCAUGAGAGAUGGUCCAGUGGAAAAAAAUGUAAUGCUGUUUAAGAGAAGUUUUAGUCAACAUUUUUAAAACACUUAUGUUCAUUGCAUUUACACAGCAAUCGAGUUGUGCUGGGUAACUCAGUUCAUAGUUUCUUGAGAUUAAAAGAAAUACUAGUAAACAGGAUAUGUACUCCGAAUAUGGUUUAACUCUGAACAGUUUUCAAUUUCUUUCUUGAAAUCACUAUGAUAUGCUGUUAAUAAUACACGAAAUUUAUUUCAGGUCUUUAUUUAAGAAAUAAUUUGUAGCAAAAGAGUGCUUUAACACUGUUAUGCACUAUAGGCGGUUAUACGUCGUGCGUAAUAAUUUCACGAGGGCGCAGCCCAAGUGAAAUUAUUUGUACGACAUAGUACCGCCAGAGUGUAUAAAUAGUGUUAAAACACGGUUUUGCUAUAAAUUAUUUCGAUUCUAAUAUGCCCUUAAUCUAAAAAAGUAGAUAAAAUAUAGUAGCGCAUUUUCUUGGUCGCAACAAAAACAUUGACGUCACCGCACGUUAAUGUGACGUCAUUCUAGCGUAAAAGUAUUUUAACAGAUAAAAGCAUACUAGAAUUGUUUUUAAUUGUGGACUAUUCUAACUAGGCACUUUUGACUACUGUCACAAUCUUCAUUCAGCUCUGGUACUAAUGGAAUAUCACGCCGUUGAAUUAGAUUUGAUAAAACAUACAGUUCUAGCCAAUGUUUUAGGCCUAUUCCUGUAACGGAUCAUUGGUAUCACCAUUACCAAAAUGAAUUGUAAAGAAUAUAAGCAAAUUAUUUAAAUAUUUUCGACCCUGUGUGGCAAAGGGUUUGUUUGUAUAAAAAUGUUAGAUGUAGUUCACAAGUGUACGUAAAAUAAGCAUUUCUCUAUUAUAUUUAUAUAUGUUAUAUAAUUUACCAGCCUGUUUGACAUUUUAUUCUGUAAUUGCCAUUCUUUUGUAAUCAGACAUCAUUUUAACAUUAAAACUUUC
This is a messenger RNA of Mercenaria mercenaria, 6019 nucleotides long. RefSeq names its product solute carrier family 28 member 3-like. Gene Ontology annotation, biological process: nucleoside transmembrane transport. The transcript has 11 exons. The record is from RefSeq and is a predicted model, not a curated record. NCBI's taxonomy places the organism in Eukaryota, Metazoa, Mollusca, Bivalvia, Venerida, Veneridae. Bases 243 to 2228 code for a protein of 661 amino acids. Gene Ontology annotation, molecular function: nucleoside:sodium symporter activity. Gene Ontology annotation, cellular component: membrane.